Pleuronectes platessa (European plaice) is the source of this 4651-nucleotide messenger RNA. It is a transcript of the gene rbl1, whose product is annotated as retinoblastoma-like 1 (p107). The record is from RefSeq and is a predicted model, not a curated record. Gene Ontology annotation, molecular function: RNA polymerase II transcription regulatory region sequence-specific DNA binding. The coding region runs from base 131 to 3331 and encodes 1066 amino acids. Gene Ontology annotation, cellular component: transcription regulator complex; nucleus; chromatin. Lineage: Eukaryota; Metazoa; Chordata; Actinopteri; Pleuronectiformes; Pleuronectidae. The transcript has 22 exons. Gene Ontology annotation, biological process: negative regulation of G1/S transition of mitotic cell cycle; cell differentiation; regulation of transcription by RNA polymerase II.
UGCUGCGGCCGUGCAGAAACAGGAAGCUAGGGGUUGACGCGGCGCCGUGUUUUCCAGGAUUUAAACUCCCGAGGGCGGAUUCCACUUUUAGAAACUCGGUCCAAACUGAUCCCGCACGUUUCCCGGACCCAUGCGGGGCGAAGAGGCGUCGGAGUCGGGCAGGAUGGAGGAGCGCUCGAUCCGGAGGAGCCUGGAGGUCCUGUGUCAGGAGCUGAACAUGGACGAGCAGACCGCGGCCGCCGCCAUGGACAACUUCACUGCCAUCUGGGACACAUACACUCUGGAGGGAGACGUGGUGCACUGGUUGGCCUGUUCCCUGUACGCAGCCUGCAGGAAGGGAUCUACUCCCACGGUGGGUAAAGGGCUGAUGGAGGGAAACUGUGUCUCUCUCACCAGGAUCCUUCGCUCCUCCAAACUCAGUCUGAUCCAGUUCUUCUCUAAGAUGAGGAAGUGGGCCGACAUGUCCAACCUCACGCAGAACUUCCGGCUGCGCAUGGAGCAGCUGGAGCGCAACUUUGAGGUUUCCACCGUGAUCUUCCGCAAGUUUGAGCCCAUCUUCAUGGACAUGUUUCAGAACCCACAGGGAGCCGAGCCACCGCGCCAGCCACGCAGCAGGAAACACAGGCGGCUGCCGUGUCACAUCAGUGAUGUGUUCAAGUUCUGCUGGACGUUGUUCGUCUACACUAAAGGUAACUUCCGGAUGAUCGGCGAUGACCUGGUGAACUCGUACCACCUGCUGCUCUGCUGUCUGGACCUGGUGUUUGGAAACGCUCUGCUCUGUGCCAACAGGAAGGACCUGAUCAACCCAACGUUCAGAGGUCUUCCUGCGCUCUACCGCGCUGACGGUCACGUUUCAGGGGACGAGCCUCCUCCGUGUGUGUUGGAGCGGUUGUGUGAGCUGCACGACGGACUGGUGGUGGAGGCCAAAGGCAUCAAACAGCACUACUUCAAACCCUACAUACAGAAACUGCUGCAGAAACGGAUCCUGAGAGGGAACACGGAGCUUUUAACAGAACUGUUGGAUCCUCAGAACUUCAUUGAUAACAAUAAAGCCAUAAAUAAAGAGUAUGAGGAGUACGUGUUGACGGUGGGAGACUUCGAUGAGCGAGUGUUUCUUGGAGCCGAUGCCGAUGAGGAAAUCGGAACCCCGAGGAAGAUCGUUCAGGAGCCGUCCGCCAGCCAAACGACCAAUCAGAAGCAGCUGCAGCAGCAUGUGGAGAAGUCCGGCUCCCUCGCCCCCUCCACCCCUCUGACUGGACGUGUUUACCUGAAGGAGAAGGACCUGCUCGUCACGCCCGUGUCCUCGGCCACGCAGAGCGUCAGCCGGCUGCAGAGCAUGGUGGCCGGGUUGAGGACGGCGCCCAGCGACCACCUGAUGCAGAUAUUCAAGUCGUGCUCCAGAGAUCCCACAGCCUCCAUAUUGUCCAGAGUGAAGACGCUGGGACACGCCUUCAAAGAACAUUACACCAGAGACUCGGAGGACGCACCUGGAUCUCAUAUAGACUUUGCAGAGAACCGCCUGAAGCUGGCUGAGAUCCUCUACUACAAGAUUUUGGAGAACGUCAUGGUUCCGGAGACCAAACGGCUGCAAGGCAAAGACAUGAGUGUGCUGUUGGAGCAGGAUAUCUUCCACUGCUCCCUGAUGGGCUGUUGUCUGGAGGUGGUGUUGUUCUCCUACAGCUCCCACAGAACCUUCCCAUGGAUCAUCAGCGUCCUCAAGCUGGCCCCGUUCUACUUCUUUAAGGUGAUCGAGGUGUUUAUCCGCUCUGAGGAAGGUCUGUCCAGAGACAUGGUGAAACAUCUGAACUCCAUUGAGGAGCAGGUUCUGGAGAGCAGAGCGUGGACCGCGGACUCGGCCCUGUGGAGCGCCCUGCAGGCUGCUGGGAGCAAGGUCCCCACGGUGGAGGAGGUGAAUUUUUCCUCCAGCCUCGACACAGGCUCUGGUUUAGGUUCUGGAUCCACCAUUGGAGCUCAGUCCCACCUGCCACUGGUCGCCCUCUCUCCCAUCAUCCACCCACGCAUCAGGGAGUUCAGAUCGGGUCUGGGCAGCAUCCGCAAAGACGUGCCUCCGUCUCCUCUGUCGGUCCACGACCGGUACAGCUCUCCGGCCGCCGGCAGCGCCAAGCGCCGUCUCUUUGGUGACGACCCCCCGACCCUGGCUUCAGGUUUGAAUCCCGGCUUGAGCCCGAUGUCGUCUCCGGCCAAAAGGUUAACGUUCGGCUCAAGUGGCACCCUGAAGAUCGGAGGCCAGGUGACGCCCACCACUCUCCUCAGUCUCCCACUGCAAGGUUUGAAUAAUGAAUGCACCAUCAGGCUGAUCCCGGUUCAGCCGUGCGACUCCUCUGGCACCGUCACUGCUCGGUUCCUGCUCACCGCCUCCCCGAGCAGAAUCACCGCCCCGUUACCCACGACCUCUGACCCCCAGGCAGGAAGUGGACGACCACGACGCACCGGGUCGCUCGCUCUGUUCUUCAGGAAGGCGUAUCACCUGGCCAGCGUCCGUCUGAGGGAUCUGUGCUCGAGGUUGGACAUCUCCUCUGAGCUACGGGGGAAAAUCUGGACGUGUUUCGAACACGCUCUGGUUCACUGCACCGACCUGAUGAAGGACCGACACCUCGACCAGCUGCUGCUCUGUAGCGUCUACAUCAUUUCCAAAAUCACCAAAGAGACUCACACCUUCCAGGACAUCAUGAAGUGUUACCGCAGCCAACCACAGGCCAGCAGCCACGUGUACCGCAGUGUGUUACUGCUACACAGAGAACCCAGGGAGCAGGUAGCUGACGAGAACAUGGAGGUGGAUCCUGUUUCUGGUGGCGAAUCUGCCGAGAAAACCAAUCCAGUGUCAGGGGAAGCAGACUCCGGCCAAUCAGGCGAGGAGGAACGUGGUGACCUCAUUCAAUUUUACAACACUGUGUUUGUCCUGAAGAUGAAAAGCUUCGCUCUGCGAUACGCCACCCAUGACAACCGGGCGGACGCUCCUCCUCUCUCUCCGUUCCCGAUGGUUCGGGCUCAGCCGCUCUCUCCUCGUCGGAUCUCUCAGAGACACUCGCUGUAUGUGUCGCCCCACAAGAACUCCGCCGGGUGCCUCACGCCCAACUCCUACACGUACAGGAUCAACAGCAGCCCGUCCAAGGAGCUAUCAGACAUCAACCGGAUGAUCCGACAGGGCUGUGCGAGCAGGAAGCGCGCCUUCACCAUGGAAGGGGACGUGAUGAUGUCAUCAGAGGUGUGCGACUCCCCCAGCAAGAGGGCGUGUCCGGAAAACGGCAGCAGCCCGGACGUGCUGCUGAAGCGGCUGCAGGACGUCGUGUCCGAGCGGCAGAGUCGCUGACGGAUAGAAACCUGAAGAACGAGCGUGUCACUCCUCCUUUUAAUAACGGACGCUUGUUCAUCUUUGACCUUUACGUGUAAAUAUGAUGACCUGAGGGUCAGGGAGCCUCUUCAACAUUCAAACCACUUGGUUUUAUCAAAACAGAAUUUUAAUUCCGCUUCACGAGCUCUGAAUCUUGGGCUUGGACACCAGUCAUAUAAUGAUAUCUACAAUGGGAUAUUUGAGCACCAUCAUGAUGACGAAUAGAGAAAAGAACCGAAACAUGUGAUUUAGUUGAAAUUAAUUCUUGAAAGAUGAAAACACAACCAACUUCAUUUUAACACAAACAUAUGUUCUUACAUACACAACUCUGAUGUGUAAACCUAAAAAUAAUCCAAUAUCCAAUGAAGAUAUUUUCAGUUUUACACACAAAAGAAAUUGUGACAACUCAACGUUUUAGUAAAAACAUUUGCUAUUUAAAGUUUUCUCGCCUGAGUGUCUGAACAAGCUUCAUGUGUUUGUUCCAUAGUUUCAUUUAAUCUGGCUAGAUUUGAUUUCACAAUGUAAUAAUUUUGCUGUCACGACUUCCUAUGAUUGGUCCAAAAGUCCAAACUAUCCCCAAAAGGUUCAGGCUGAACUGAAAAGUCUAAAGAUCUGGAUCAAACGUCAAAAAAAGCACAAACUGGUUUAGUUUUUUAUUCACAGAUGAAUUUUUUACGGCUCAGAGAGAUGUGAAAGACGAUUAGAUCCUUUAACUAAUGUAAAUAGUUUCCUUUAACAAGACAAAUCAAGCUUUAUUGUACAUUUUCCAGUCAGAAUAAGUUUUUCCUACAUUAUCUGCUGACGCCUCUACUGUUGGUGGAGAUUUCAAUGCAGAGGAAACGUUUUAAUUCUUUUACUAGUUUUAUGGUUAUGAAUUGUUGUAUUAUUCUGUGGGUUGAAUAUAAUAACAGGUUGAAUGCUGACAAACGAGUGCUGGACUGAAGCAGCGUUUUUUAAGCGCACUGUGUAGUAUCUACACUCAAAUUUAAUUUAACAUUUUAUUGAAUUCAUUGAUGAAACAGCACAGCUGUUGCGAGUCAGUCUCUGCAACUUGAAACGUUAACACCUGUGUAGCUGCUCUGCUCAAAGCAAACGUAGAGUUUUAGCAAAAAUUUAACGUCUCUUUGUAAAAUGUAAAUUAAAAGUGGGUUUUUCUGCUCAGAUGGAAGAGGAUGUGUCAUCGGGACCCGGGUCUGUGUCACGCUGGUGUUUUCUUCUCUCUGAAUCUUUUCAAAGACGUUUGUAUUUUCUACAAACUGUUAAAUUUUUGUACAAUAAAACUGACCUGUGUUAAAUCAA